AGCAAGUUUUUUUCUAUAGUAUUGUUUUCAUUAGUUGUGGUGAGAAAUCAGUACUAUGAGAAUGAAAAAGGCGGCAGCAGUACUUUUCAUUGUUAUGAUUCAGAUGACAACCACCAUGCCAUUGAUAAUUUCGUGGACUCCUCCUCCUCCUACUUCUGCAGCGAAAUGCCCACUUGACGCUUUGAAGCUGGGAGCCUUUGUUGAUGUGCUCAGUGGCCUUGUGCACGUGGGUAUUGGAGAUCCCGUAGUAAACCAAUGCUGCCCAGUUAUUCAAGGAAUUUUGGAAUUAGAGGCAGCACUGUGUUUAUGCUCAACCAUUAGAGCCAACCUUCUCAACCUUAAUAUCCUUCUUCCAAUAGCACUCGAGCUUAUUGUAGCCUGUGGAGGGACUGUUCCCCCAGGCUUCAAAUGCCCUGCUCAGUAACAUACUAAUUCCUACCUAUUCUAUGUUCUUAGUUUUGGAUUUCAGCGUGUGUUAGCUGAAUAAAAACGUUUGAAGGAUGACGCUCUGCAACAGAAUGUUGACCUCCUUAUAUUUGAGGUUCGUGAAGAAUCAUUUAACUAAAUGGUUAAAUGCUUUUGAUUGUACUUCUUAUUAUUGUUGAAUGAAGUUGUGACGUAGUAACUAUUCGCCCAGGCUUGUCUAAUGGGACAACUUUCAUGUAUUCUGGUCUUUGUUUUCGUUAAGUUUCAUGAUAAUAUAUAUAUUACUUAUAGAACUUCCUAUUAGAUGGUUGAAUGAUAUAUAUAUAUAUAGUUUUUGUUUCGAAAUA
This is a messenger RNA of Cryptomeria japonica (Japanese cedar), 773 nucleotides long. RefSeq names its product 36.4 kDa proline-rich protein. The transcript has a single exon. The record is from RefSeq and is a predicted model, not a curated record. Bases 56 to 424 code for a protein of 122 amino acids. NCBI's taxonomy places the organism in Eukaryota, Viridiplantae, Streptophyta, Pinopsida, Cupressales, Cupressaceae.